CUAAUAAUAACACUAAUUCGUUUGCGGCGUAUAAAAAAAGUCUUAAUACCACACCUGAUAAAAAUACUAAAAAAAGACAAAAUCCAGAUAACAUAUUUACAAAUAAAAAACCCAAAAAGGAUUCGGAUGAAGGAUCGAAAAGAACUGAUCUGAUAAAUAAAUUAAAAUUAACUAAUAAAAACAUUAAAGAUAUACAAAAAGAAGUUGAUAAAAAAAAUUUCGAAAUCAACAAUUCAUUACUUGAAGCUGAAAAGUCCGAACUUAAAAAACGAAUAGAUAAGUUACAAAGAGAAAAAAAUAAAUAUAUUAAAGAAAGAAGUUCGGUGGUUUUACAAUUAAUUAAAUCUGGCAAAACACUUGAUAAUCUUAUAAAUAGAAGAAAAUUAAUUGGAGAAGAAGUUGUGCAAGAAAUCAAAUCAAACAAUAAAAAUAAAAAUAUACUUAAUUUUGAAGAACUCAAAAAGAAAGAUAAAAAAAACCAAAAUCCUAAUACUAAAAAGGAUCAAAAAGGAAACACUAAAAAAAAAUACGAUAAUGUUUUUGAAAGAUUUUUUGGAUGGGAUGUUGAUAAAUUAGGGAUGUACUAUGAGAUGAAAAUGGCCUCAAAAUUAUUGCCAGGAUCUCGUUUGUUAAAUUUACCUUGUAUCAAUGUCUGUGAUCCUGAAGAAGAAGUUGACGGGAGAAAAAAAACUAUCACAGAUAAAUUAAUAGAUAAUAUUAGAAAUAUAUUUUUUGGUGACAUUUCCCAUGUUGAUGAUUUUGGAACAUUUUUUAAAGAAAUUCAAAUAGAAGAAAUCGAAGGCGAAACCGAAGAAAAAACAAUUAAAAUCGCUCCUAAAGCUCCCAGAAUGAAAUUGAGAGGAAUAUAUUCAGAAUUUGGCUUUAGAAUUGUGUUGAAUGCAGUUAGUAAAGAUUAUGGCGAAUUUAAAGUUUACAAACCACCAGGACCUUUUAUCGUAACUUUAACAUUCUUAGCUUGUAAAGAUGGUGAAUUUUGGAAAAAUAAGGAUAUUGGUAAAACGUACGAUUUUUUUAAACCCGGUGUUACUAGAUUUGAUAAUACGGAUAAUGAUAUACAAAGUAGAAUAAAUGAUAAAUGGGAAGUUAUAAACUCUGUAGAUAGACCAAUCGAUAUCAAUGCAAAAACCAAAGAAGUUCAGAAUUUCUGUGUUUGUGAACCAUACGAGUACACUUUUAAAAUACCAAUGUAUACAGCCCAUGACGGGUCACAAGAACCUAGAAAAGAUCCUGGAAUGCCAUUUUGCUUACCUGGAAAACCUACCUCAGAUGGAAUCCUUUCAUUUGGUUGUGAUAAACAAAAAGGUGGAUUUAGUCCAAAUAUCGCAUGGAUAGUAACAUUAACUGUAGAUCCUUCAGCCUUACAAGAAAAAAUUGAUAAUACACUCUUGGCUAACGCGACCACGAACAAAGAUGAACCAAUCGAUUUAGAAGAUGCAUUAUUUUUUGGAAUAGAACAAAGUAAAACU
Messenger RNA from Dentiscutata heterogama, 1487 nucleotides. The record is from the annotation of a GenBank genome assembly. Lineage: Eukaryota; Fungi; Glomeromycota; Glomeromycetes; Diversisporales; Gigasporaceae.